GCAAUUUUGUUUUCACUGCGCAACUAUAAGAGUCACUUUGGUUGGAAUAGCUGUCAGCGAAGAGGUACACAGAGAGAGGUAAUCACUUCUGUUUGGUGCAGAAGCCAAAUCCGACACAUCGUUUCAGAAGGYGGAUGCGCAGGGCUCUGCGAGACGAUGCCCACCGCCUCCCUCAUGAACAAGCAUUCAUCUUUUGCCACAUUGAACAUAAAACGCAACGUCUCGAAUCAGGGAGCACGAAGAAGGCAAAAGAAAGACUGGGAUGAUGCCCACCGCAAUCCAUUCGAUAAGGACAAUAAACAUGACACGARCAUCGCGACWGAAAAUCGACAAUUCCAGUUCCGUCGAAGCGGCGGCAGUUAUGKGAAGAAAGACAUYAUGAAACGGCUGAUUGGAACAGUCGUUUUGAUUUCCUGGAUGUCCUUUCUUUUCUUCGAAUACCAUGUCCUCAGUGGCAACACUGACAUCAAUGGAACCAAUGGCAGUAUUCCUGGCGGAGCCGUUACGAAUGAUGGUGUUAAUACUACCUUCGGAGUCAGUAGUGGUUACGACUCUAUCUUUUGCCGAGAAAAUGCCAAUUUAAGAGAGAAACUUGACCAUAACGAUGUGAGCGAACAAUAUUCAAUCAACAAUAGCAAGCCCGUAUUUUUAUGGGGCAUUCCAUCCACUAGUUCGAGUUAUGAAAUCGGACGACGAAAACUCUUGCGGGAAACCUACCUCGAUUUUGAUAAGCAACUGCGAUCAUAUGUUGAGAAGGGAGUGAAAGUAGAUUCUGCUCUUGCGAAGGAAGCUCCCGACGAUUCGAACCGAAUCUGUUCUUUGCACGAUUUUAUMUGCAACGAACGAGUCCAGGCAGAAUGUCAGAUGGUCUACAUCUUUUUUGUCGCCGGMCACAAAAACGACACUCAAAGCGUCCCACCGAUUUUGCUCAACGAAUCCAUCACYGACUUCCGCGACAUGCUGCUUCCCUACGACGSCGAUGAUAAAGCCAGUGCACUUGGCUCCCAGAAUCUCAACCUGCRCGAACCGGGAACGGUCUAUCUUAACAUUAGGGAAAACCAAUUCGAUGGGAAAAUGACUACCUGGUUUAAAUUUGCGAGCCUCGUGGCCAAGGAAUAUAACUCCCGUGCUUCAAUUGCCAGACCAAUUGAAUACGUCUUCAAGGUAGAUUCAGACCUUUUGUUACUGACUCCCCGGUUUUUCGAAUGGUUCGAUUCUAUUCACAAGGAGCAGCAAGAACGACAAAAACAGCGAACCAGCAACUUUGAGUCUCCCUCUGCCUUGAAGACGAUUCACACCGUAUAUGGUGGUAUCGAGUUUCCAGACAGCAAUUGURUUGUGAACUAUACCUUUGACCAUCCCUGUCCACURCCCCUCAGCGGUCCCUCCUACAUGAGCGGCGAACUGAAUUUUUGCUCAGUUGAUCUGGCAACCUAUAUUGCAAGCGACGAUUGCCCGCGCGACAAAUGGACUAUCCCCCACGAGGACGUAUCCCUGUCUAAUUAUAUCUAUUCGUACCAAAAUAACACGGCCUACCACCGCAAGAUCGGUAUCACCAGUAGGGGUGGUACGGAAGAUAUCCAGCAGCUYAUCGAUGUGGUCAGCGUCAACACGUCCCGAAUCCUSUUGUUGCCAAACAUGAAGGCCGAUUGGUAUCCCGUGAAUGUCAAGAAAAACCCUGAGGUCUURACGAGCGGAGAAUUGCUCUGGGGACACUCGAUCAAACGUAGCAACCAYUCGCAGUACCUCUACUGGAAAAAAGAUCCCAAGUUCAAGAURUUUUGGAAGUUCUUUUUCAAAAAGUACACGUCCCCYGACAGGGGUCGCAACACAACACAAASYGYGACAAAUUCCACGGGCAAGGCCGAGCGCCUUAGCAGUUUGAAUAAAAUGAAGAACGGAAAAGGAAARCAUCAAUUUGAAUUGUUUAAGAAAAGGGCGCUUGAGAGAYUGCAUCUUCGGAAUCCACAGACCAUGAAAAAGAAUGCUAGCGAGCCAAAGACAUGAAUGAAUCAUCAUCGUCACCACUCUGCAAAACUAGCAGCCAGAAUGCAUUACAUACUGACUACRUGUACCAGCCAUGUAAUUUUCUAUCAUAGCAGAACCAUAAUAGUGGAAUACGAGGGCGAAGAAAGGAAAGUUAUUUGGACAGAAACAGACUACCGUGGAUGUGAAUAGUCUGAAUUGAACCAAUGGACACCCAAACAGCAAUUCUUUCAGUGGCCUGUCAAACUACAGCGUUCGAUGUUGCGAAUCGAUAUUCAUCUCGCUCUGACUGUAAUUGAGAYKGUAUCUUAUUGAUUCUCUUGGUCGUAACAGACCAACAUCAAUACCAAAGCAUAUGAAACUUUAUUAAAUGUGUUGAUUGCUUUAGUUUGCCURUCUCCGCUGUUUUUCAAGAAAUGCAAACAUCACAACAAUUUAUUUCACAAACGCAUUUGGAAUCAUAUGUGCCACUGUUGUACAUGGGAGCACGCUCUACUACAGUGCUCGUGAAUGCGUAGACAGAGAUUCCUCCACAAUUAGUCAUAGCCAGUAAAUAGUAAAAAGGUAAAUAUAAUUGUCGCAUGAUU
Molecule: messenger RNA, 2573 nt
Organism: Pseudo-nitzschia multistriata
Lineage: Eukaryota; Bacillariophyta; Bacillariophyceae; Bacillariales; Bacillariaceae
Source: the annotation of a GenBank genome assembly